CAAAAGCUAGUCUGCUUCCAGAGCAGUUUUUAGUCCUUAAACUCUGACGGCGGCAAUUAGGUGGAGCUGGCUUUCCUGGAAUUGUAGCAUAGAUUUUCCUGUUGUGCUUCAAUAUCAACUGUCUCCAAGUUACGAACCCACUCACAGCGCUAAAAGCUUGGGAUUACUGCAAGUAGAGAAGGCCACUGUAUCUCUCUCGGCUUUUCAUUUUCUGACCAAGAAUCAGCGUGUUCACUUAUCAGCAAUGUUUCAGCUAAAACAUUCAGGUCGAAAUCCAUUGAUAGCUGAUUGGCUUCCCUGGAUUUUGCUGAUGACACAGGAAACCUUUGCUUGAAGAUGGAAACACUGGAGUCAGAACUGACCUGCCCUAUCUGUCUGGAGCUGUUUGAGGAUCCAUUGCUGCUGCCUUGUGCUCACAGUCUCUGUUUCAACUGUGCACACCGCAUCUUGGUCUCCCAGUGUGCUACCAACGAAUCAGUGGAAUCUAUCACCGCCUUCCAGUGCCCCACUUGUCGUUAUGUCAUCACCCUCAGUCAACGGGGUCUAGACGGACUGAAGCGCAACGUCACACUGCAGAAUAUUAUAGACAGAUUUCAGAAAGCUUCUGUGAGCGGGCCCAAUUCUCCCAGCGAAACUCGCCGAGAACGAGCUUUUGACAGCAACAGCAUGUCAUCGAGUGAAAAAGUUCUCUGCCAAUUCUGUGACCAAGAUCCUGCUCAGGAGGCAGUCAAGACCUGUGUAACUUGUGAGGUAUCCUAUUGUGAGGAGUGCCUAAAAACAACUCAUCCAAACAAGAAGCCAUUUACUGGACACCGUUUGAUUGAGCCUAUUCCUGACUCACAUAUCAGAGGAUUGAUGUGUCUGGAGCAUGAAGAUGAGAAAGUUAACAUGUAUUGUGUGACUGAUGACCAGUUAAUCUGUGCCUUGUGUAAACUGGUUGGGAGGCAUCGUGAUCACCAAGUGGCAGCUCUAAGUGAACGCUAUGACAAAUUAAAGCAAAAUUUAGAAAGUAAUCUUACCAGUCUUAUCAAAAGAAACACUGAACUGGAAACACUUUUGGCUAAAUUAAUUCAAACUUGUCAACAUGUAGAGGUGAAUGCGUCUCGACAAGAAUCCAAGCUGAUGGAAGAAUGUGACUUGCUUAUAGAAAUAAUCCAGCAAAGACGCCAGAUAAUUGGAACAAAAAUCAAGGAGGGGAAAGUUGGGAGACUGAGAAAACUGGCCCAGCAGAUAGCUAAUUGUAAGCAGUGCAUUGAACGCUCCACCUCUCUCAUCUCACAGGCUGAGCAAUCUUUGAAGGAGAAUGAUCAUGCACGCUUCUUGCAGUCGGCUAAAAAUAUAACUGAAAGAGUUGCCAUGGCAACUGCAUCUUCCCAGGUUUUAAUUCCCGAAAUUAACCUUAAUGACACUUUUGAUACAUUUGCACUGGAUUUUACCAGAGAAAAGAAACUGCUUGAAUGCCUUGAUUAUCUGACUGCUCCAAAUCCACCAACAAUUAGAGAAGAGCUUUGCACAGCUUCUUAUGACACAAUCACAGUUCACUGGACUUCAGAUGAUGAAUUCAGUGUGGUCUCCUAUGAGCUGCAGUAUACUAUCUUCACUGGACAAGCUAAUGUAGUUAGUCUGUGUAAUUCAGCCGACAGCUGGAUGAUUGUUCCAAAUAUCAAACAAAACCAUUACACAGUGCAUGGCCUGCAGAGUGGCACCAAGUACAUAUUUGUUGUUAAGGCCAUUAAUCAGGCUGGCAGCCGCAAUAGUGAACCUGGAAAGCUGAAGACAAAUAGUCAGCCGUUCAAACUGGAUCCCAAGUCUGCUCAUAGAAAGCUAAAAGUUUCUCACGAUAACUUGACUGUGGAGCGAGAUGAAACCUCUUCUAAGAAGAGCCACACCCCUGAGCGUUUUACCAGCCAAGGCAGCUAUGGGGUAGCUGGCAAUGUGUUUAUUGACAGUGGCCGUCAUUACUGGGAAGUGGUUAUCAGUGGAAGUACAUGGUAUGCCAUUGGUGUUUCUUAUAAGUCUGUACCAAAACAUGAGUGGAUUGGAAAGAAUUCUGCUUCUUGGGUUCUUUGUCGCUGCAACAAUACAUGGGUGGUGAGACAUAACAGCAAAGAAAUUCCAAUAGACCCUGCACCCCAUCUUCGCCGUGUUGGCAUUUUGCUAGACUAUGACAAUGGUUCUUUGGCCUUUUAUGAUGCCUUGAAUUCUCUACAUCUUUACACUUUUGAUAUUACAUUUUCACAGCCUGUGUGCCCAACAUUCACAGUCUGGAAUAAAUGUUUGACAAUAAUAACAGGCCUUCCAAUCCCGGAUCAUUUAGAUUUUAUUGAGCAGAUGCCAUGAUCAAUACUGAAUGAAGAUGGAUGAUUAAUGUCCUAUGGACCUCACAUAUACUUUUAAUGAACUUCGAUUGGAAAAGGGAAAUAUAUUUCAUACAAAAAAGAAGCCUUUACCUGUUUUCAGCCAACAGUCAAAACAGGAAGAUCUCCUUGGACAUUAGUAUUUGUUUUGUAUUAAAAGCAAGAUAUGGCUUUAAUAAUUUUUCAUAUUGUUUUUGUAUCUAGUCUCCUUCAGAAAACUUAUAAAUUAUUUAUAUUAAAAAAAACACCCUUCUUAUAGGAACCCCCAAUUUGGUAUUUGCAUCUGAGCACCUCAUAACAAAGACUUCUUUUUGCACAUGAAGAGCUGUGUCACAAAGGUUCCUACUAGAUGUCUCCAAUAAUUUUAUUUUAUAAUAGAGUUAUUUGGAAUUAUUUGAAAGAAGGAUACAAUACUUAUUCUUCAAUUUUGUUCUUAUGGUGCUUUCCUAGCAAUCACUUUUCACUCCAUGAAAUACCGCUUCAAUUUGGAGCGUAUUAAAUUAUACUUUAAUGUAUAAAGUCAGUGUCUGAACCAACCAGCAGUCAAUAUUAUUGAUAACAAUUUUCUUAAAUACUAAUUAUUCACCUCUGUCACCAUUAGGAAUAUGUAUUUUGUAUUUUUCUUUUUGGUUUCAGAAAACCAUCAACUAGAAUGAAACAACUAAGAUAGAUCUAAUGUUAUGUAUUAGAUAAAAGUAUCACUAAGAUCAAAUGAUGAUCAAUUUCUGAUGGUAUUGAUUUGGAUACAUAUCAUUGAAAAGGUACACAAAGCAGCCACAUAUGCAGUGCUAGGGAUAGGCAAUGUAAAACUUAUUUUAAGUUUAAAAACGAGAUUUUGUUAUGUUAUAGUAUAUCAAUAAAAAUAGUAAAAGAUGUCUGUUUUGUAAACAGUGCCGGAAAGAGCCAUACUUCACUGUAUCAUUCUGUGGGACUUUGAAGGGAUCCAGGGUUUCAGUUUUCCUCUUAAUUCAUUUCUUUUGAGGAAUAAGGUCUAUAGGAUCAAGUUUUUGAGGUCAUGAAUUUUUUUCAGCAAGAAUUCCAAAUGAAAAUACUUAAUUGUAAAAUCCUCACAUAAAGACUGAAAAUACUUUUACUU
Molecule: messenger RNA, 3453 nt
Organism: Ahaetulla prasina
Lineage: Eukaryota; Metazoa; Chordata; Lepidosauria; Squamata; Colubridae
Gene: MID1
Product: midline 1
Exons: 10
Coding region: 337-2340 (667 amino acids)
Molecular function (GO): zinc ion binding; protein binding
Source: RefSeq, a predicted model, not a curated record